ACUUCCUGUUUCACGUUGGAGAGAAAUCAUGAUGUAAAUGUCAGAGGGUACCCGGACACAUAAUGAUUUAGACAGCAGUUCAUUCAUUUCCACUUGCUGAAUGAACAGAUGUGACCAGCCUGCGCCGCCGCUGCUGCACGGUUUAUGAGAGGAAGCUCGAGGUUCCCGGUGCAACCAUGCCCGUCUCCUUGCUAUGGGCGGUGGAUGUGUACGGGCGGGUCUACAGCCUGUCCACGGCGGGGCAACAGUGGGAGCAGUGCCGUGAUGCCCAGAUGGAGUUCAAGCGAGUGACGGCAGCUCAGCAGUGCUGCUGGGGCAUCGCCUGUGACAGCAACAUCUAUGUGAAUGUCCACGCUUCUGACCUGCCGGUCCGCUACCAGGAGGAGACCUACGAGAAUCAACGGUGGAAUCCUGUGGAUGGUUUCUCCGAGCGUUUGUUGCCCAGUGACCGCUGGCAGUGGAGUGAUAUUACGGGUCUGCAACACCAACCUCUGGACAACUACCGGCUGCCCUCCAGCAGCUGGGAGUGGGAGGGCGACUGGUACGCAGAUGAAAACUAUGAGGGAGAGCCCACAGAGAAGGGGGGAUGGACCUAUGCCAUUGACUUUCCCGCAACCUACACCAAAGACAAGAAGUGGAACUCCUGUGUCCGUCGCAGGCGAUGGCUCCGCUACAGGAGGUACAAAGCCAUGGACACCUGGGCUAAGAUCCCUCCUCAGCAGACACCUCUGCCAGAUCCCUUCAGCGACAUCAGCUGUGGAGGCUGGGAGAUCAGUGAGGAGCCCAGAGGCCGGCUGUCACUGUGGGCUGUGUCCCUGCAAGGCAAGGUGUGGUUCAGAGAGGGAAUCUGUCACCACAAUCCCGAGGGCUCUUUGUGGGAGGAGGUGCCUGUCCCCGGGGAAGUGGUCCAGAUCAGCUGUGGUCCGGCAGAUCUGAUCUGGGCAGUGCUGUGGGAGGGGCAGCUCAUUGUCAGAGAGGGCAUCGUCCGAGACUGCCCCAAAGGUACUUCCUGGGCAGAGGUGGAUUCUCCCAGUCCUGAUGUGGGAGCCGCACAUGUAGCCGUGGGAAUCAACGUUGUUUGGGCUUUGACCAAGGACAACAAAGUGUGGUUCAGACGCGGCGUGAAUUCCCACAACCCCUGUGGCUCCGGCUGGAUCAACAUGGUGGGAGAAAUGAUCAUGAUCAAUGUAGGACUCAACGACCAGGUGUUUGCUAUCAGCAGUGAGGAUCGGGCGGUGUACUUUCGUCAAGGUGUGACCUCUAGUGAACUGAGUGGGAAAACAUGGAAGGCCAUCAGUGUCCCCCGAGAUGGAGACCGAUCCCACUCCAGUGCCAGCACAAACAGCCUGCAGAGUGCUGGAUGCUUCUUCUCUGGUGAGGUGCGUGCUCAGUCAGCAGUGAGUGAUGUGGAAUUAGACACAGAGAAAGGAUCAACAGAUGAAGCCAGCUGCCUCAUCACCUCCACCUCCCCAGAGUCCUUUGUUGAUGGCCCCACAGACCACUCUGACCGACCAACUGAGACCCCCAAACCCCGCAUCCCCAAAGUCACCAGUGACAGCUUCAUCUCUGAACUCGUCUCUGACAGAGAACCAGGAAAGACCUCAAGAGAGAGCGGAUCUGCCGUUCCAGCGGUUCUGGAGGAGGAAAACAUCUCAGAAGAAGAAGUCAAAGCCCCCUGUGCUGGUGUAAAUAUUUUCCCCAGCCAGUCUGGAGGUCCUCCUGACCUCCAGUGGAGUAACGUGGAUCUGAUAGAGGCGAAGGGCCAGCAGACUGGAGCAGUGCUGGACACAGCUGACACCUGCAGCUUGUCGUCAGUGGCCACAUACACUCUGGCCAUGGAGGACCUGUAUGGAGCAGAUGAGCACCCAUUGUGGGCGUGGGUCAGUGGAGGAGGCUGCUCUGUGGACAGUCACUCCCAGCUCAACUGGUUCACCUGUUCUUCGAACACAUCUUUGGUUCAGUCAGUCCAGUCCAUGAGUCUGUCUGUCACCCCAGCUCAGACAGCAGCCUGGCGGAAACAAAUCUUUGAGCAGCUCAGUGAGCGGACCAAAAGAGAGAUGGAUAAUUUCAGGCAUUAUGAACAAGCCAUAGAACAGUCUGUGUGGGUGAAGAAGGGAACCAUGCAGUGGUGGAGAGACUGGAAGCCACACAAGUGGAUAGAUGUUCAGUUUGCUCUGGAGCAGUUCUCAGGACCAGAGGGCAACAAGGAUGGCAUCCUUUUCAUCUAUUACAAUUUUUAUGAGGAGAAGAAGUACCUGCAUGCCUUCGUCAACGAGAUCACCAUCCUGGUUCCAGUGCUAAAUGACUCCAAACAUACUUUUGCCAUUUACACUCCCGAGCGGACUAAACAGAGGUGGCCAAUCAGAUUGGCAGCAGCCACAGAGCAAGAUAUGCAUGAUUGGCUGGCAUUGUUGAGUUUGUCAUGCUGCGACUCCAGGGAGAUCCAGGGUCCUCCAUCCAAACAGGCCAUCUGGUCCAUCACCUGUAAAGGGGACAUCUUUGUCAGUGAGCCCUCUCCUGGUCUGGAGGCCAUGCCUUACCCCACACCAUGUGACCAGAUGUUCUGGCGGCAGGUUGGAGGUCACCUACGCGUGGUGGAGUGUAACAGUGUUGGCAUAGUGUGGGGGAUCGGCUACGACCACACUGCCUGGGUCUAUACAGGCGGCUAUGGAGGAGGCUUCUCCCAGGGAAUGGCCAGCAGCACAGAUAACAUUUACACACAAGUGGAUAUCAAGAGUGUUUACAUAUAUGAGAACCAGAGGUGGAACCCUGUCACCGGCUACACCAACAGAGGGCUACCUACAGACCGCUACAUGUGGAGCGAUGCUUCAGGACUGCAUGAGUGCACAAAAACAAAUAUGAAACCUCCCUCCCCUCAGUGGACGUGGGUGUCUGAUUGGGCUGUCGACUACAGUGUCUCUGGGGGGACCGAUAGAGAAGGCUGGCAAUAUGCAGCUGAUUUUCCAGCGUCAUAUCAUGGCUAUAAAACGAUGAAGGACUUUGUGCGUCGCAGACGAUGGGCCAGGAAGUGUAAAUUGACCACCACAGGACCAUGGCAAGAAAUUCCGCCUAUAGCACUGAGUGAUGUGACCAUCCUGCCGUGUGCAGCUCAGAGCAGCAUGGACGUGGUUCCUCUGUGGGCAAUCAGCAACAAGGGAGACGUGCUCUGCAGACUGGGAGUCACCUCACUGACGCCUGCUGGAUCCUCAUGGCUCCACGUGGGAACUGACCAGCCUUUCAAGUCCAUAUCCAUCGGGGCUACCAGCCAGGUUUGGGCCAUCGCCAGGGACGGUUCAGCCUUUUACAGGGGAUCUGUCUCUUCACAGAGCCCAGCAGGAGACUGUUGGUACCACAUCCCCUCCCCAUCCAAACAGAAGCUGAAGCAGGUGUCUGUUGGGAGGACAUCAGUCUACACAGUAGAUGAAAAUAGUAACCUGUGGUACCGGCAGGGUGUAACCCCUAGCUACCCUCAGGGCUCGUCCUGGGAACACAUUUCUAAUAAUGUACGCAAGGUCUCCGUAGGACCCCUGGACCAGGUGUGGAUCAUAGCAGACAAGGUGCAGGGCAGCCACAGUCUGAGCUGUGGAACAGUAUGCCAUCGAAUCGGAGUCCAACCUAUGGAGCCUAAAGGACAGUUGUAUGACUACGGCAUUGGGGGUGGAUGGGACCACAUCACAGUGAGAGGGAACUCCAUGGAGCCACCCCGCGUCCGUCUUCCCUCUCUAACAGACCCGUCCGCCCCUGCCCCCCGAAGCCCCCUGCCCAUCAGGAACACGGAGGUCAACAGCAAUGCUGUGGGACACACUUAAACACGUAACAGGUUCAACACAUGUUCCAGCAGAGGGAAGCCAUAUUACUCUGGGAAAGCUCUUGCUAAUGUGACACACCGCUGUAAAAUGUUAUUUCAUAGACUGCAGAACAACAUAGAUGCAGCAUCCCCCGUUGGUUUCUAAUUUCUUAGGUUUCUGAAAGGUCAUCGUGAAGCUUUCAUUUGGUUUUAUUGCAUGUAACAACCCUGCCAAUUGUUUGGAGACGUUUAGCAGCUGUAACAAGACCUGCACUGGCUUUAUUUACCUGUGGUGGUUGCUGCUUGCCUUGUACAAACAGUUGAGCGGUGUUUUUAUAAAGGUUUUAAUGUUCUGUUAUUGUCAUGGAGUAUGUGCAAUGGAUAGUGUUGUAAAUUAGGGGAAAAUGUGGAUUACUUGUAAAAGUCUUGUGGUUGAAAUGCUAAAACUUGACCUUCCUCUUUCUCAGGAGAAUGUUUGCAUUAGCAUGACGUCUACUUCCUUUUGAACGAUGGUUGUAGAAUGACUGAGCAGUGAGAAAAAAACUAAAAAACACUAUAUUUUUGUUAUAAAUUUGUAAGAUAAUAGUAUUAUACAACAAGAAUAGUGGUAAUAUAUUAAGGUGGACUAGUGUCUGUGUUUGUCAAAGAUCAAUUUAAAUAGUUUUCCAUUAUUAAAUAUUCAUUACCCCCACACACUGAUGAAUUACAUCCGUUCAGGCAUUUAUUUAUGUUAACAGCUGCCUAAAUUCCCCCAUAUCAUAAUGUACUGUCUAAAUAUGAUGCAGCAAUUUGUAAAUGUUAUAAGUGUACAGAGAUCUGACAUUAUUAUCUGUGAAUAACAUACUGUAGCGUGCACCACAUCAGUGCUGUUGACAUUGUGGAGUACAUUUCUCAAAUGUUGUGUAUUGUCAAAAAUAACAGUCCUUGUCAAUAAAUAAAUGUUUAUUGAUAAUAACUCCUC
Messenger RNA from Micropterus salmoides (largemouth bass), 4748 nucleotides. It is a transcript of the gene tecpr1a, whose product is annotated as tectonin beta-propeller repeat containing 1a. Lineage: Eukaryota; Metazoa; Chordata; Actinopteri; Centrarchiformes; Centrarchidae. The transcript has 25 exons. Gene Ontology annotation, cellular component: membrane. Bases 177 to 3809 code for a protein of 1210 amino acids. The record is from RefSeq and is a predicted model, not a curated record.